Molecule: messenger RNA, 1140 nt
Organism: Sparassis crispa
Lineage: Eukaryota; Fungi; Basidiomycota; Agaricomycetes; Polyporales; Sparassidaceae
Product: S-(hydroxymethyl)glutathione dehydrogenase
Exons: 14
Coding region: 1-1140 (379 amino acids)
Biological process (GO): formaldehyde catabolic process
Cellular component (GO): cytosol
Molecular function (GO): zinc ion binding; S-(hydroxymethyl)glutathione dehydrogenase [NAD(P)+] activity
Source: RefSeq, a predicted model, not a curated record
AUGUCCGAGACUGCAGGAAAAUCCAUCAAGUGCAAAGCCGCCGUCUGCUGGGGUGCCGGCGAGCCGCUCAAAAUUGAACAGGUCGAGGUUGCUCCUCCGGGUCCUCAUGAAGUUCGCAUCCACAUCUUGCACACCGGUAUCUGCCACACCGAUGAGUACACUCGCAGUGGCAAGGACCCCGAGGGUCUGUUUCCGGUGAUUCUUGGCCACGAGGGCGGAGGUAUCGUCGAGUCCAUCGGCGAGGGCGUCACAAGUGUCGCAGUGGGCGAUCAUGUGAUUCCCCUGUAUACUGCGGAAUGCCGCGAGUGCAAGUUCUGCAAGAGCGGAAAGACCAACCUUUGCGGUAAAGUCAGAGCCACCCAAGGCAAGGGACUGAUGCCCGACAAUACCUCUCGCUUUACAUGCAAGGGUCAACCGAUCCACCACUUUAUGGGCACGUCGACUUUCUCUCAGUACACUGUCGUCGCGGAUGUUUCUGUCGUGGCGGUGAACUCGAAAGCACCACUUGAUCGUGUCUGCCUGCUGGGUUGUGGUAUAACCACUGCAUGGGGUGCCGUCGUGAAGCAGCCCGGAAUCAAGGGUUCUAACGUCGCCGUGUUCGGCUGUGGUGCUAUUGGCCUUGGCGUCAUCGCCACAUCCUCCGUUGUCGGCGCUGCGCGCAUCAUCGCAGUCGAUACGAACCCGAGCAAGGAGUCCUGGGCGCGCAAGUUCGGCGCCACUGAUUUCGUGAACCCUUCCCAGCUCCCCGAGGGCACGCGUAUCCAAGACUAUCUCGUCGAGAUAACGGAUGGCGGUUUGGACUUCACGUUUGAUGCAACUGGCAAUGUUAACGUGAUGCGUGCUGCGCUCGAAGCCUGCCACAAGGGUUGGGGUGUGAGCACAGUCAUUGGUGUUGCAGCUGCUGGCCAAGAAAUUUCCACUCGCCCAUUCCAACUGGUCACCGGACGCACCUGGCGCGGUAGUGCUUUCGGUGGUGUGAAGGGUCGCACCGAACUUCCUGGCUUGGUAGAAGAUUAUUUGCAAGGCAAGGUCAAGGUCGACGAGUACGUCACCCACCAUCGCACACUGGAUGAGAUCAAUGCUGGCUUCGGUGACAUGCAUGCAGGAGACUGCAUCCGUUGCGUCGUUGAUAUGUCUUGA